Molecule: messenger RNA, 994 nt
Organism: Salmo salar (Atlantic salmon)
Lineage: Eukaryota; Metazoa; Chordata; Actinopteri; Salmoniformes; Salmonidae
Product: 14-3-3 protein beta/alpha
Source: RefSeq, marked provisional
GCUGUUUUUCGCUCUGCUUCAUACCAAUCUCACAGCGGAUCAAUUCGGAGGAACAAAUCGGGACCUUAGAAGGUUUUUGGUGGAAUACUGCGCAGCAUCCGCUACUCUCUAUCGUUUAGCGCCAUCUUCAAGUCCCUCUUGCAUUCCUGGACUCCUAUUGUUUUUAACCCGUCCGUGACGAAUCAAGCUAAGGUUACACACUAAAGAAUAAAAAACAAUGGAUAAAGCGGAGCUUAUUCAGAAGGCCAAGUUGGCGGAGCAAGCCGAGCGCUACGAUGACAUGGCCGCCUCGAUGAAGGAGGUAACGGAACAGGGGGGCGAGCUGUCAAACGAGGAGAGGAACCUGCUAUCUGUCGCAUACAAGAACGUGGUCGGAGCACGGCGGUCGGCAUGGAGGGUCAUCUCCAGCAUCGGACAGAAGACGGAGGGAAGCGACAAGAAGCUUGCAAUGGUCAACGAAUACCGGGAGAAGGUGGAGGGCGAGCUGAGAGAUAUCUGCAACGACGUACUGGAACUGCUGAAUAAAUAUUUAAUUGAGAACUCCACAAAUGCUGAAAGCAAAGUAUUCUAUCUUAAGAUGAAGGGCGACUACUAUAGAUACCUUGCCGAAGUCGCCUCUGGGGAUGACAAAACAGCAACCAUAGAGCACUCUCAGGAGGCGUACCAGCAGGCGUUUGACAUCAGCAAGAAGGAGAUGGACCCCACGCAUCCCAUCCGCCUGGGCCUGGCCCUCAACUUCUCAGUCUUCUUCUACGAGAUCCUCAACUCUCCAGAGAAAGCCUGCUCACUGGCCAAACAGGCAUUUGAUGACGCCAUUGCAGAGCUGGACAAACUGAACGAGGAGUCAUACAAAGACAGCACUCUCAUCAUGCAGCUGCUCAGAGACAACCUGACAUUAUGGACAUCCGACAACGCGCCUGAAGAAGGCGAGGCUGGAGAAGCCGGCGAAGCCGGAGAGAACGAGAACUGAAACUCACACAGGGUCAUCUCUCCU